GCUUCUCCAAAUUGACACACACACUUCACACAAAUGAUAAAGUUGAACACAUACAUUGCGCAGAACAGAGUGAUGAAGCUUGCCUGGUGAUGUUGUUUGCAUGGUAGAUAAGCUGCUUGCUAAACACCAUUACAACGCUGUAGAAUGACUCAUUGCUAAACUGUUGAAGGAUAAACUGUUUGUGAUUUGAGAGGGUGUAAGCAACGGCUUUUGGGGUCAAAAUGACUCGUGUUUCAGAGUGCCUGUUGCUUUACCUGUCAAUCAUGUUCCUGUUAUUUACCGUUCAAAGUUCACAAGCGCAACAAAGAAGUGAAAAUGUGGUGAAAACUAAUGUGUUUCUAUCACCUAAAUUUGUGUCGGAACCUGGACUGGUUUCUGACAAGUUUUACUACAAUAUUAACUUUCCUAGAGGUCAUAUUGCUCUCAAGAGUUUUAACGGCGAAGUAAUUGAUGAGAAAGGGAAUCCAGUUCCCCUUCAUGAAACUUAUCUUCACCAUUGGGCUGUCCUAAGAUACUACCAGAGAAAAGGUAUAGACACUCCUAAGCACCAUGAAGAUCAUAUUGCCAUAAAGAAUAGUGGGCUUUGUGAUAGCCUCUCACAGUACUUUGGGCUGGGAUCGGAGACUCGAAGAACAGCCACUUACGUGCCGGAUCCUUAUGGAAUUGAAGUCGGUAAUCCUGCGGAUAUCCCUGAUGGGUACGAGGAGCGAUGGUUGCUUAAUGUGCAUGCAAUUGACACCCGGGGUGCCGAAGACAAGGUGAGUUGCACUGAGUGCAGGUGUGACUUAUACAACAUUACUGUGGAUGCACAUGGUCGUGCCUUGCCUGUGAACUAUACCGGUGGCUGGAAAUGUUGUUAUGAUAAUAGAAGAUGCAGGGUGAAGGAAGGGUUUAAAGGUGUGAAGAGAAGCCUUUUCUUGAGGUACACAGUGAAGUAUGUCGAUUGGGACGCCUCAAUCGUGCCAGUUAAAAUCUUUAUACUUGACGUCACUGACAUAUGGACGGAGGGGGAUGAGUCCAGAGGGCUCAAAGCUAGACAUCAUUGCCUGGAUGAGUAUGAUGUUGAAUCUUGUCCAAUUGGCACAACCGAUGAUGGCUGCAUUCAUACCAAAACCUUAAAUGUUACUUUCCCAACGGGUGACGAUGUUGUAUAUGGGGUUGCACAUCAACAUGCGGGAGGCAUUGGUUCAACUCUUUAUGGCGAGGGAGGGCGAGUAAUAUGCUCAUCGAAUCCAACUUAUGGGACAGGAGAAGAACCUGGAGAUGAGGCCGGUUACAUUGUAGGAAUGUCUACCUGUUACCCUUCACCUGGCUCUGUCAAGAUUGCUGCUGGAGAGACACUGACGCUCGUAUCUAAUUACAGUAGUUCACAAAGACAUACAGGAGUCAUGGGGCUCUUUUACCUCCUGAUUUCCGAUUCAUCAGCUAAACCAGACGCAGUCCUGCACGCUCCAGCUGAAGCACAUAAGAGCAGGAUGAUCUCCGAUUCCGAUUGGGCAGUUGCUCUAUUUGGAGUCGGGCUCGUUGUACUGGCCAUUUUUGUGUUCUACGGUAACAGCAAAAGAGGAGAUGGCUAUGGCGCUAUAACAAGAUGAGCUCGUGCUUUUGCACUUCGUUGAUCUCAAAGUGUGUCUGCAAUUAUUUUAAGAUAAGUUCGUGUGUUUGGUUCGUGGUUUUAUGUUUUGUCUAUCGUUAUUUGAUUUUGAAAGUGUAAUGAGUUGUAUAUCAUGUUGAAGAAGUGUAAGUGAAAAUACUCAACAAAUCCAUAUUAGUGUAUAAUUGAGUGAAUAUGCAUGCAAUUAGAUUUGCAUUGCAUUUAUAA
Sesamum indicum (sesame) is the source of this 1822-nucleotide messenger RNA. RefSeq lists its product as uncharacterized. The record is from RefSeq and is a predicted model, not a curated record. NCBI's taxonomy places the organism in Eukaryota, Viridiplantae, Streptophyta, Magnoliopsida, Lamiales, Pedaliaceae.